Messenger RNA from Monopterus albus (swamp eel), 3037 nucleotides. It is a transcript of the gene ampd2a, whose product is annotated as adenosine monophosphate deaminase 2a. The transcript is spliced from 18 exons. The coding region runs from base 74 to 2833 and encodes 919 amino acids. Gene Ontology annotation, cellular component: cytosol. Gene Ontology annotation, biological process: AMP metabolic process; IMP salvage. The record is from RefSeq and is a predicted model, not a curated record. Lineage: Eukaryota; Metazoa; Chordata; Actinopteri; Synbranchiformes; Synbranchidae. Gene Ontology annotation, molecular function: AMP deaminase activity.
CUCCUCUGUGGCUGUUUUUCCCCGCAUUGGCUACAGGAAACUAAUUCCUUGGUUGCCAUGGCAACCAAGGAAAAUGGCCCCCACCAGAACCCGGGGAAGCCUUGGGCUCCCAUUCAGCUCGUCGCUGUGCAGCAUGCCUUCUGACCUGCUGCUGGCUGGGAGGAGGAGGAGCCAACUCUGCAGAGCAGCUCCUCCCAGCCCAGUAUGGGCCCUGCUGCCUCACUACCUCAUUGUGAGACAGAGUUCUAGCUUUAGGGUGAGUUUUCCUCGCUCCCUCUGCUGGCCACUGCGCAACUCUGGCUUGCUCUGCUCCGGUAGUAACAGGAGCACGGGAAGAAAGAUGUCAUCAUCCUCUUCCACCACCGAUGGACAAGGGAAGCCUAAACCUAUAUCUUCAUUUCACAAGAGAGGAAGUCUGCAGAGCACCACCAGUCCUGAUCUGAGUGGUGCAUCUGGGCACAAGCCCCUCAAGCCCCAGCGAUCCCAUCUGGGGACACCCAUUUCUGUGGCAAACUACCCGAUUGACCUGCGAACAUCCAUGGAUGAAAAGUAUAAAGAAAUUGCUGAGGAGCUGUUCACACUCAGUAUGACAGAGAGUGAGAUGCGAAGUGCUCCUUAUGAAUUCCCAGAGGACAGCCCCAUCGAACAGCUGGAAGAGCGACGACAGCGCUUGGAGAGGCAAAUCAGCCAGGAUAUUAAGCUUGAACCAGAGAUUUUGCUCCGUGCCAAACAGGACUUCAUGAAAAUCGACAGUGAUGCAGACCUAGAGAUAAUGAUGGAGCAAAGUGUGGAAACUGUUGACAGUGGUUUUAAGGAGAGGGUAAUGCCAAUGGAGAGAGAGUAUCUGCGUGUCUCAAUAUCUGGAGAGGAAAAGUGUGGGGUGCCCUUCACUGACCUGGUAGAUGCUGCUAAAUGUGUGGUGAAGGCAUUAUUUAUUCGGGAGAAGUACAUAAACCAUUCCCUGCAGAACUUUUGUAAGACUACAGCUCACGCCUUGCAGGACCUCGGGAUGAAGUCUCUGGAUCUAGGCGUGUACGAUGAUGUACCAGAGACCCCUGUAGAUGCUGAUGCCCCCGUUCACCCACCUGCUUCAGAGACACACCCCUAUGAAAAUCAGGACCCCACGAACAUGCCAGUGGACACAGGUUAUGGCUGCAAGAUGGUGGAUGGAGUAGUCCAUGUCUACACCAAGAAAACAAACAUAGACAAAAGUACUGAACUGGACCUGCCAUAUCCUGACCUGAAGGAGUAUAUUGCACACAUGAAUGUUAUGAUGUCUCUCAUUAUCAAUGGGCCAGUGAAGUCUUUCUGUUACCGUCGCCUACAGUACCUAAGCUCAAAAUUCCAGAUGCACAUCCUCCUGAAUGAGAUGAAGGAGCUAGCAGAUCAGAAGAAGGUUCCUCACAGAGACUUCUACAAUAUACGAAAGGUGGACACACACAUACAUGCAUCAUCCUGCAUGAACCAGAAGCACCUCCUGCGAUUCAUUAAGAGAGCCGUGAAGAAAUACCCUGGGGAGAUUGUUCACAUUGAGCGUGGCCGGGGUCAGACCCUCAAGGAGGUGUUUGAGAGCAUGAACCUGACAGCCUACGGCCUUAGUGUUGACACUCUUGACAUGCACGCGGACCGUAACACGUUCCAUCGGUUUGACAAGUUCAAUUCAAAAUACAACCCCAUUGGAGAAUCCAUCCUCAGAGAGAUCUUCAUCAAGACUGAUAAUUACAUUGAAGGAAAAUACUUUGCACACAUAGUAAAGGAGGUGAUGUUUGAUUUGGAGGAGAGUAAGUACCAGAACUCUGAGCUACGUCUCUCCAUCUAUGGCCGCUCCCGAGAUGAAUGGGAUAAGUUGGCUCAGUGGGCUGUCAAACAUCAAGUGUACUCUGAUAAUGUACGCUGGCUCAUCCAGGUGCCCCGACUGUUUGAUGUGUACCGCACCAAGCGGCAGCUGGCUAAUUUCCAGGAGAUGUUGGAGAACAUCUUCAUGCCCCUGUUCGAGGUCACGAUUAACCCUCGCAGUCAUCCAGAGCUGCAUCUCUUCCUGGACCAUGUGGUGGGCUUCGACAGUGUAGACGACGAGUCCAAACCCGAGCACCACAUUUUCAAUCUUGACAGUCCGCUGCCAGCAAACUGGACAGAAGAAAACAACCCACCUUACUCCUACUACCUGUACUAUACUUAUGCCAACAUGACUGUGCUCAACCACCUGCGACGGCGGCGAGGCUUCCACACAUUUGUUCUGCGACCUCACUGUGGGGAGGCAGGGCCGAUCCACCACCUGGUGUCAGGUUUCAUGUUAUCAGAGAACAUCUCCCAUGGACUACUGCUCAGAAAGGCUCCGGUGCUGCAGUAUCUUUACUACCUGGCUCAGAUUGGCAUUGCCAUGUCGCCACUGAGUAACAACAGCCUGUUCCUCAGUUACCACCGCAACCCGCUGCCAGAGUACCUGUCCCGAGGCCUCAUGGUGUCUCUGUCCACAGAUGAUCCUCUUCAGUUCCACUUCACCAAGGAGCCUCUAAUGGAGGAGUACAGCAUUGCUGCUCAGGUGUGGAAACUAAGUUCCUGUGACAUGUGUGAGCUGGCAAGAAACAGUGUCCUCAUGAGUGGGUUUUCACACAAGGCCAAAAGCCACUGGUUGGGCCCCGGUUAUUCUAAGGUGGGUCCUGAGAGCAACGACAUUCGUCGCACCAAUGUCCCUGACAUCCGCGUGGCAUACCGCAGCGAGACACUCUCUGAGGAGCUUUAUCUCAUCACUCACGCCGUGCGCACAGAUGAGCUGGACACUACGGAUGGAGAGGACGCUCUUUCCAUGGGCCCUCUGCCAGGACAGCACUGAAAGCACAAUCCUUCUGUCUCAUCCUGUAAACCACCAACCCUGUAGUCCACCCAGCAUGAUGCUGAAGAGAUAUGGUUUGAGACUAAUUCUGCUGUUCUUCCUACCUACAGUAUAAAACAUGAGCACAGAGGUAUGCUGCACACUGACACACAGGCAUCAAAGAGCCAAGGAUACAGUGCAGCCAUAGCACUUGUGCUUCAACAU